CAAUCUUUUUAUGCUUUGGAUCGGAUGUGACACCAACUCACGUACAUGUACUGCACUCGAAAAGCUUGGCACCCGUUUGUAACGUAAAAGAAAUCAAUUCUUCUGGAACCAAGUCUGUUGCUACGAUACUACCGUACCCCGACAGGGUGAUCUGUUGUCCACAAUCACAAUUCACAAUCACAAUUCAGGUCCGGUCAUAUUGUAAAAGGUAACAAACAUGAAGAUCCAUCAGUUGGUUGUCUCUCGACUUUUGACUGUCCUGGCCAUUUGGAAAGGAUCCUCCAGCGGCAACCAUGCCAUGGCCCAACAGGUAACGACCACCAUGGAGUGGUUGCGCGGCCCAUUCGACGGCACCAGCGAAACCUGUGUUCCCAAAACGAUCACGUCGUAUCCCGGUACCGACCCUGCCGCAGUGGCAGCCGACAACCCCGACUGUGCGGUUCUCGACUGGAGUCACAUUCAGCAAAUGCACGCCUACACGACAUUUCAAGACCUUCAGUUUGGAAUUGACGAUGAUAUCGAAGCUCGCAUAGGUCCCCUCUUUGUAAAGAAUUCCGAUGAACGCUUGGAUUAUGAGUGUCCUCCCGACCAGUACAAUGGUUUUGACUACCGCUAUUCGUUUUGUGUAUUGGAAGACAAUAACACCAUGCUGGCAGUGGCUUAUGUCACAACCGAGGACACUGGCGAUGGAAAUGCUACUGCUUGGCUCUUGGGGUUGGAUGCCAUUCCGUCUGGCAAACCUUUUCCCGAAACGCUCGAGGUGAAUCAACCACCGUUUGGAGCAGUUCGCUACGAAUGGGGAAAGUUUGGGCAGCGGUUGCCCAUGGCCGAAACGGGAGCUCUCACCAUCUGCACGACACCCGAUGUCGAGGCGAGUUGCAGCGGAGUGGAUGAGAGUCAAAUCCUCGAUCUAAUAGGGCUUCAGUAUGCGGGAGAAGGCAUCUUUUCCCUGGCUGGAAUUGGAUAUACUGGGCCAUCGGUUUGGAUCCAUGAUGAUGCGCGUCAGUUGCUCUACUUGACGGCAGGGGCUGCCAAUGGCUUUUGGUUCAACGACAGCGGUUUCUUCUUGGCAGAUUACACGGCCGAUCCUCCCACUUGUACCUGGCUGGACAAUUGCAACUUUGCGUGUGAGGUGUACAAUUAUGAUUCCAGAUUUUUUGACUUCAUUGGUCUUUGGAACAUCACCGGCAAGUACGGCAUGGAAGACUUCGGGGAUCCUCAACUUGUCCGCGUCUAUUUGGGCAAUGCCAUUGAUGCCGCCGGCAUCUUUCCCUGCCUCAUGUAUGUUUCCAUUGAAGAGGGGUAUUACAUAGGCCUGGACAAACUGGACACGACGCCAGGAACUCUCGGGUCUUCCUUUUGGUAUUCCACGACUGUCGACGGAGAACCGGAUUAUACCGAGUAUCCCGUUCCACCGGACAGCGGUUGCCCGGGAACAACUGAGGAAUGGCUCGGUGUUGGCAACAACGACGCAGAGGCGACUAACAGUAGUAACAGCGAAGCUGGAGGGGGCACUGGUGCUGAUGGUUCCGACGAGCAGCCCACAAGCAGCACAGAGCCACCCGCAAGCAGCACAGAGCCAGGAGAAGCUCCUACUACCAGUGAUGCCAACCCUGCAUUCUUCAAAAGAGGAAUUGCCGGUCUUGGUGGAGUUGCCAUUCUCUUCAUUGCAUUGUUGGUCCCUGAGCAUUCAUGAAUCAAAGCAGUGGUUGAGCCAGUAAGGAUUGUACCAAAUAUCGGUAGGCUGUGAAAGCUGCUGUGUACCGGUAUGUUGUUGCAAUGACUUCUGGUCUUAAGCAAGCAGUGUGUAAGCUGGGGCCCACCAGAACCUCCACCAUCAACUCCUAAACCAAACACAAAACUACAGAAACAACAAAAGAUGAGCCACCGGCCGCCGAACUCCACAAACAACAAUUACAUAACUUAGGCUUUGUCUUUCUUUGUAUCAGCCAAAGAUGAAUGAAGGGUCUCUCCCCAGAACGAGGUGUCACAGGUCCUCUAUAUCUAAUCGUAGAACAUAGGUGCAAAAGUGAUUCUUCU
Molecule: messenger RNA, 2040 nt
Organism: Seminavis robusta
Lineage: Eukaryota; Bacillariophyta; Bacillariophyceae; Naviculales; Naviculaceae
Source: the annotation of a GenBank genome assembly